AUGGGUGCGCAGCGAAGCGAGUCCGAUCUGAACAGCAUAGUAGACAAUGUCACACGACCCAACGAUGCCACGAACCAUAUCCGCAAUGGUGUCGGUGUAGCUUCGCCUGCUGCCGAUGACGGCGAAACCAUCGACAUCACCAUCGAUGAGGACGACCACAAGAAGGUGUUUGGCUCUCAGUCAUCAGUCUGCCUCGAGCUCCCGCCUCAUCCAAUAGUCCGUCCACGCACAGAGUACGAGCCACAGACCACACCGUCCAUCUCGCACAAUCUUCCUGCUUCUCCACCUCCGUCGUAUGACGAUGCCUCGAUGCCACUGACAGAUGCUGCCUUGCCCGACGCAAGUUCGGUUGCAACUCCUCAUAUUGCCCACCUGCUGCUACCCACCGCACUCCACGAUUCCGGCCUGCUCUUUAAUCCGCAGCUCAGCCAGAGCAGAGUCAGCCUCGAGCGUGAUCCCAUCCCAGAGGCACCCUCGGCCACAAUCUCGAAAGCGGAUUCCCUCGUACCUGCAUCCAUAUCUCCACUUACCGAUUGCGCUCUCAUACCCACCCUCGCACAAUGCGAAUCUUGCAAGCCACACCCCGAUGCUCUCUUUGUCGCCGAGACGCUCGAGUGGAGACUCAUCUUGGAUCGUUCCUGCAUGUACCGCCUACCACCCGCUCCGAGCUCUCAGUACGAUGCGACCGACCUGUACGAAGCCUGCGAUCUGGUGCCAGGCUCUGUCCCCAUGUACGAGACCCAGCCCACCAUCAUUCCAGCCCACGACCAGUGCAGAGCUGUGCAACUUCUCCAACACUGGGAUCCAGCCACUCCAGAUGCGCCUCUUCCCUUCCUAGAAGAGUUCAACACCCACUUCUGCCCUUUUACUGGAAAGCAUAUUUUCUCCAGUCCACCAGACAGCAUCGUCACUGUUGUCGACCGUCAUUUGCUCAUCCGCUUCAAAGAGAGUCGCGAAAAUGAUCCAGCCGUCGGUCUCACAGGGCUAGAGUCCUUCCUCCGUGCGCUUCGCAUCCUACUCAGGGUGGUUGGCAACUACGUUCAUGGCGAACGGCGCGGCGUACCAACCACCAGCGCUUCGCUCACUCAAAAGCUCGGAUGGGAUCGGCACUCGCGACAGUUCUUUCUCAGCCUUGGCUGGAAGGAGAGCACCAUGGCCGACGGCCGCAACGCCAUCGUGCCACCUUCGACCUCGACCGACCUAUUCGACGCAAACUUUCACCUCCAACGCAACAUCCGUGCUUGGAUUGAACUCAGCAUAUGGCACACUUUCCAUGUUGAACAGCUACGCAAAACAAGGCCCAAUUCUCCCGUCCUUACCUCACCCGACAAGUUCGCCGUCGCCACACGCGUCCAAAUUCAUCCCGCUGCCGAGUCACUCCUCGACUUGAUCGGAUCGCGUCAGGAUCACCUCGAUCCCACCUACAAAACAACCCUCUCUCCCGCCACGCUCGAGGCUUUCUUCACUCUGGGCGCGUCUAGCACCGCUCGCGACCAGCUCGUCAAAUUCGCCUACCUGGUCAACAUGAAGGCUGGCCACGGUCACACAGCCCUCAACCUCUUUGCCGCGCUGAAUCAAGUCUACACGUCUCAGCGCCGCACGUCGCGCGUGCUCGAGGAGUUGAUCGCAUACGAACGAAGCCAAGGGCGCUACACUCCCCGUGACAUCGACCAAGCAUAUGAGCGACUUCAUCUGUCGACUGCCCAUCUCGGUCCAGACGUGGAGCGCCUGAGCAUUCCUCACAGUCUCAUCGUAGACAAUUACAAAGCGCGAGUACGCGAGGUGCUGAUCAACAGCGAUGCAUCGGAGCAUGCUGCCCUCAAGGACGCGCUCCGUAUCAUCGCCGUGGACCUCGGCAAGCCCGAAAGGCUAAUCAAGGCGCUCGACGAAGACAUCGAUAUGGACAUUGAUCAGGCGUGCAGCAUGCUCGACACCAAUCCCGACAUGGACGACUCGACCGUCUUGGCCAUCUUUGACCUUUACGUAGCUGACGCUCCCGCCCGUCAAGACGCUUUGCGUCAUGCUCUUCGCGCCAUUGCCGAGCAUCGCAACAGCGACUAUCUGCGUCACUUUUUGCGCACGGGUCAGAAGGAUGCGUCGGUCGCCGAAACCUGGCAGCAAAUGCCUUCGAACGAUCUUCCCGCCGGUAUCGACAACAUCGGUAACACGUGCUAUCUCAACUCGGUGCUGCAGUACUUUUUCUCCAUCACUGAAGUACGCGAUCGUGUUUUGCAAGCUGCAGCUUCCCUCGCCGAAUCCACGGCGACAGCUCAGCUCUCGUGCGACACCGAGCGGAGGGUAGGCGGUCAGCGCAUCACGGCUCGCGAACUGCAACGCAGCAGAAGAUUUGUGGCUCAGCUCGGCGGGCUCUUUCAUCACCUCAUUCACGCUAAUGCGCUUUCCGUUCGUCCCGAGAGGGAUCUGGCAUAUCUGGCGCUGGUCUCGUCGCGCGCAGAGGAUUUUGAGAAGGAGCUUGACCCUGUCCCAGAGACGGGCGCACUGCUGCAACAUCAAGGAGACGUCGUCGCUUAUAGUUCAGACCCAUCUGUCCUUUCGUCGGAGCCAGUCACGAUCGGAAAUGCAAGCUUAGACGCAGGCAUCAACACAGUUUCCGCAGCUGUUGAUGGCGAGUCGAUGGAGCUUACGGCGGACGAGCUGUCUGCAAGGCAAAUGGAUCCUUUGCAAGCACAUGCAUCGAACACAUCUACAUCGGCUCCGCCCUUACCGCCUAGACCCGCUCGGCAGUCAACGAGUGCUGAUUCGACAUCAGCCGCCCUGCCACCGCCUGCGCGACGUAACUCGCUCAUGCAGCUGGGUGCGCAACAGGACGUUUCCGAAUGCUUGGACAACUGCAUGUUUCAGCUUGAAGUUGCUUUGGCUGCGAGCGAGGCUGCAUUCGCCCCAAGAACUUCCACCGAGCAGACUAUAGUUGUGGAUGGGAGUGAAGAAUCCAAGGCGGUGUCCGACACGGUCAACGGGAGUGACCAAGAAGAUCUGCUCACAAGCCUCUUCCUCGGCAAAACAUGCCAACGCAUUGAAGCAGAUACCAAACCGACCAUUGGCAACAACGCUGACGGUUCGUUGUCCCGACCAGCUCAGCCGCAAAAACAGCCCAGCACUCACAUUAAGCAUGAGGUGUUUAAAAUCUUGCCCAUCGACGUUCUCGAGGAAGGGCGCGACAUUUACGAUGGCUUUGAUGGGUUUUUCGACUCGGACACUUUUGUUUCCACGUCCGGCGCUGUGCAGCGUCGGUCCGUGACGCUAUUGUCGGCUCCACCACUGUUGCAGAUCCAGCUGCAACGUGUGCAGUACGACCGCGUUACGAUGCGGACGUUCAAAUCGCAGGCGCACCUCGACAUGCCCGAGACGCUGUACGUCGACCGAUACAUGGACGUGUCCGCGGAUGAUCCGGAGAAUGCAGUGCGUAUCGCCAAGAGGCUGGAUUACCAAGCCAAACGCAAACGGAUCGAAGAGUUGAGAGCGAAGCUAGCGGCGUGCAAGGACGGUUCCAAUGUUCACUUAACGCAGACACUCAGCCAAGCGGCGAACGCGGUGGAGGAGCUGGCAAGGUUGCCUCCUUUGGCCGAUGUGGCCGCGCAGCUGGACGAGAUCGAGAAGCAAAGCGCUCAGCCUGAGGCGAUCGAGCAGGAUUCUUCGUCUCGCAGGUGUUUGGCGAAGCAGUCUGCUGAGGAUACGAGUGCCAGCACAGAAAGCAAUGCUACUCACUCAGCAACUGCGGAUAGCACCGCUCCUGGCACUGUCGACAGCGCGUAUCCUCAGUCUCUUUCAAGUGUCAUUGAUGCAGGACUUGCUACACUGCUCCGAGACGAGUCGAAGCUCGUACGUGAGCAAGUCAAGCAAGCGCAAGAAGAGAUUGAUACGCUCAAGUCCGAGAUGGCGUCGAUCUGGGCGGACGAACGACGGUUUGCCUACCGGCUGGUGGCAGCCUUCAUGCAUCGCGGCGAAGCGAGUCAUGGACACUACUUUUUGAAUCUGCGCGGUGGUGGCGAAAACGGCAAGUGGUUCAAGUACAAUGACUCGACGGUGAGCGAGACAUCAUUAGACCAGGUGUUGCGCGAUCGAUCAGGUGCUACGCCGUACUUGGUGACGUAUGUACGCGAGGAUUAUGUGCACCUCAUCGACCCGAUCUGCAGAGCGAUUGAGCACCAGAACCGCGCCAUGGACGUGGAUCAGGAGAAGCACGUUCACGAGGCGCUGAAUGGGGUCAACCACACCAAGGCCAACGUGGAUGAAGGGUGUGCAGUUCACAAUGACGAGGCUGCGCGGACUGUCGAUGUGGCAGAGCAAGCACCGAGUGGUCCUGAAAGUCCAGUCAAACGCGCUCGCACAGACGACCUUUAG
Molecule: messenger RNA, 4362 nt
Organism: Mycosarcoma maydis (corn smut)
Lineage: Eukaryota; Fungi; Basidiomycota; Ustilaginomycetes; Ustilaginales
Product: ubiquitin-specific protease UBP2
Exons: 1
Coding region: 1-4362 (1453 amino acids)
Biological process (GO): regulation of proteasomal protein catabolic process; protein deubiquitination; proteasome-mediated ubiquitin-dependent protein catabolic process
Molecular function (GO): proteasome binding; cysteine-type deubiquitinase activity
Source: RefSeq, a predicted model, not a curated record